GUGGCAGCGCGCCGCCAUAUUGACUGUUGUCUUGACUGAAGAAGAUAGGGGGAAACAUUUGUGAUCCUAGAAUAAUCGAAACCGUGCUUUUAAACAUCUCUAAACUGGUGCAACAUUGGCCAAAGGAUAUCUCCGACACCUGCGUGAUGACGAGGAAGAAAAGCAAACAGCAAGGAGUCGGGAGCAAGGAGCUGGUGCCCGUACAACAGAACAUACCGAAGAGCCCCGUCUCUCCCGGAGAUGCAGCUGGCGGAGAUGCAGGGCUGGAUAGACUGGCCGCCAGGGCGAAUCAGCCGAUGCACACCUGCUGCCUCCUGUGUCACCGUGAGUUUAAGGACUGGGGGGCGAGCUCUGCCAACGGUCUGCCUGGGGGCCACGGGGCGAAGCUAGCCGACGCUGUCCCAGCCCUGUCCCAGGCCCUGCUCAGAGAGGUGCCGGGUCGGAAGUUGUCCGACACCGUGCCGUCGCUGAGCCAGUCUCUACUGGGAGAGGUGCCGCUAUGGAUCUGCCAGAGCUGCCGGAAGAGCGUUGAGGAAGAGGAGAGACAGAGUGCCCAGGAAACGCCUGCACCGGUUCCGUUGUCCCACUCAUCGUCGUGUAAGGCCCAGAGUUGUGAUAACGGUUACCCAGAGCAGAGCUCCGUAGACUGGGACCCAUCCUCCUUCCUCUCAGCCCACAAGCUUUCUGGUCUCUGGAACUCGGCUCACAGCAACGGAGGGGUCCACUGCAACCACAGCACUGCCUUGCACGCACAGCAAGGAACAGGGGGACCAGCGUGUCACGAGAAGCGAGGCUCUCACGAGGCUCCUGGGAAAUCUGCUAAAACCCCUGGGGCCAAGGUGUGCCCCUACAGUCACCCUUCCCAGAAUUCCAGUGGUUCGUCCCCCGGGAACCCGCUCUCUACCUCCGGGGACCUCUGUAAGAACACCCCCAAGCACUUCAAGACCAUGUGCCGACGACCAACUCCGCCUGGCGAAGCGUUCCACCCCAGCGACCACCACCAACACUCGGACCUGUCUGUCCCCCCCAACAGCCCCACUGGCCUCUCCUCCUCUCAGCAUUCCUCUCUCCUGCCCCUCAAGCAGAGCUCUGGAGGGCAGCAGCACGGCCAUGUCUCCUCAUCCUCCUCCUCCUCCUCUCCCAGUCUCGCUGCUCCCGCUCCCUUCUCCCCGCUGGUACCAAACCUCCACGGCCCCCCGGCAGGGGCCAAGCUGGGGACCCUGGGUGGCACUGACUGCCCAACAGGGGCCCUCCAUAAGCCCUUGGCAUGUAAGAACUCACACAUUCCUCCUGUGAACGGUCAGCACAGCAAACUGGGCCCCUCCCUGAUGGGCUGUAAUCACCCCUGCAACGGCCACAGUGGGGGGGCACUGCCCUCUUCCAACGUGGGACACCUGACCUCUGGGCAACACCUGACCUCUGGGCAACACCUGACCGCUGGGCAACACCUGACCGCUGGGCAACACCUGACCGCUGGGCAACACCUGACCGCUGGGCAACACCUGAGCGCUGGGCAACACCUGAGCGCUGGCGCCUGCAGGGACCAGGCGUGUAAAGGACACAAGCUGUCUAACGGGGCGGGGGGGUUGUGUCACCCCCCGUCGGAGCUGGAGGAGGGAGAGGAUGAGGACUCUAGUUCUGAGAGGAGCUCCUGUGCUUCCUCCUCAAACAACCAGAAGGAUGGGAAGUACUGUGACUGCUGCUACUGUGAGUUCUUCGGACACAACGCGCCCCCGGCGGCUCCGACCAGCCGCAACUACACAGAGAUCCGUGAGAAGCUCCGGUCCCGUCUGACGCGUCGUAAGGAGGAGUGUCUUCCCCAGAGACGGGACUCUGACCCGGCCGUGUCCACCUCCAUCGACCACCGAGACGUGGACGAGCUGCUGGACUUCAUCAACUCCUCAGAGCACAAACCGGCCAACAGUGCUAAGGCUGCCAAGCGGGCGCGACAUAAACAGAAGAAGAAGGAGAAGCAGACCCAGGCGGGUAGUGGUGAUGGUGAGGAAGCUGGCAGCGACCCCCCCUCCACCUCUCCAGACCCAGACCACCCCAGCCAGGAGGAGGGGGAUGUGGACGGGGAGGAGGGUGAGGACCCAGACCUCCCCAGCCAGGAGGAGGGGGAUGUGGACGGGGAGGAGGGUGAGGACCCAGAGGCUAGUCGACUGCUGGAGUGGCCUCAGCUGGAACUAGAGAGGGUCAACUCCUUCCUGACCUCUCGGCUAGAGGAGAUCAAAAACACCAUCAAGGACUCUAUCCGGGCCUCGUUCUCCAUGUACGACCUCAACCUGGAUGUGAAUGACUUCCCUAAGAAGGCUGCUACUCUGGAGGGCAACCAUCUUCUCUCCCACCUCAACGGCUCCUCCUGCUCUGACCUGCAGCAGAUAGACCUAGACCUGGCCCCUCUCUCCCUGGGUACCUUCAAGAGCCAUCUGGACCUGGUCAACGGCUGGGAGGAGGCCCAUCCCCGGGACUACUCCCCCAUCGGACCCAUCUCACCCCUGGCUAGUGCUACUGUACCUGGGGUAGGGGGACCAGGGGCUGCGGCUGGUACUGGGGCGAAGGAUGUUCAGAGGCUCCACACCACCCCCAGCCUCUCCAAGCUGAUCCGGGUGCGCACCCCAGAGAGGUGCCGCUCUGCUAGGCCUGAGAAUAAACACCAGGCCCCUGCUAAGACCCAGACCCAGGCCUCCACCAUGGCGGCUAAGCCUAAAGAGGAGGCCCCAGCGGAGCCCAACAACAUUACUCCUGGGGCUAAUGCUGGGGCUGGCAAGAACACUUCUACUCCUGGGGCUGGGGUUAAUGCUGGGGCUGGCAAGAACAUUAAUACCCCUACUCCUGGGGCUAAUGCUGGGGCUGGCAAGAACACUUCUACUCCUGGGGCUGGGGUUAAUGCUGGGGCUGGCAAGAACACUUCUACUCCUGGGGCUGGGGUUAAUGCUGGGGCUGGCAAGAACACUUCAACUCCUGGGGCUGGGGUUAAUGCUGGGGCUGGCAAGCUGAAGAAAGGCAAGAAGCAGCAGCAGCAACGGCAGGACCAGCUACCUCCAGAACAGAACCAGACCAGACCCGGAUCCAAAGCAGCUGCAGAGUCUCAGAAAACUGGUUCCAACAGUUCUGAUGCUGUGGGCUCUAACGGUUCUAAGGCUGGUUCUGGUUCCAAACCACCACCUCACUCAGCUGAGAGCCAGAGAACCGGGCCAAGGAGGGCAGAGGAGACCAGGCCCACCCGGCAGCAGGCCACCAACGGGACAGUGAGUAGCGGGGGUGCUCCCAGCUCCCAAAGAGGGAAGGGGGAGGAGCAAGAGGCCAAAGGUCACUCUGUCACCUCAGCCAAUCACAACCAAGCCCAGCAGCAGCAACCCAAGGGGAAGACUAAGAAGAACAAGAACAAGGGGGAGAAAACCAGCCGCAACAUCGACGAUGUGUUUCUCCCUAAAGACGUAGACCCAAAAGAAAUGGAUGAGAUUGAUCGUGAGGUGGAGUACUUCAAAAGGUUUUGCCUUGACUCUGCUAAACAGACCCGCCAGAAGGUUGCAGUAAACUGGUCCAAUUUUAGCCUCAAAAAGGUUCCUUCCAACGCAGCCCAGUAACUGACGGGUUGUAGAAUGCAGAACCCCCCCCCCCCAACAUAACUAUGUCCAGACAACCCCAAAGGCCUGAGGUCUCCUAUUUUUCCUCACCAAGCCAAGGGACCCUGGUGCAACACCAUUUUCCAUUCGUCAGGACUGCAAUACUGCGACGCUAUUGGCUCACAGCCAGGGAUCAUUCACACACGGGGCCGACUGAGACUCCUCUCUGCUGUCUCACAACGAGGGAGAUGAGCGAUCCAGGUUGAAACAUGGAGAACCAACACCCUUCUGUCUAUCAGAUCUGAUCUACUGUGUACUUCACAAAACAGUUACCUUAUACAAUAAAAAGUGUUUUUAUUGCAA
This is a messenger RNA of Coregonus clupeaformis (lake whitefish), 3932 nucleotides long. RefSeq names its product protein FAM193B. NCBI's taxonomy places the organism in Eukaryota, Metazoa, Chordata, Actinopteri, Salmoniformes, Salmonidae. Gene Ontology annotation, cellular component: nucleus; cytoplasm. Bases 147 to 3590 code for a protein of 1147 amino acids. The transcript has 11 exons. The record is from RefSeq and is a predicted model, not a curated record.